AUGGAUCCCAACGCGACCGGUUUCUCUAUGUUGCAACAGCAACAGCAACACUUUCCGGUUACCUCUCAGAGUCCACAGCAGUUUCCUUACUAUCCGAACGCGAUCCCUUCUUACCCCCAGCAAAAGGCUCCUUCCCAUCUUCCACAACAGCAUUCCUUUGGGGCCAUGCCGAUGCAGGCAGGCGCUCCCGGUGGAGCUAUGAUGCCGGCGGGUUUCCCCCAACACUCUGGGUGGCUCUCUAUAUUGGCUUUGUUUCUUUAUUCCGGGCUCCCCUCGACCCUCUGUGCCCCCUUAGACAAUGGUAUGGAUCGUUAG
Aspergillus oryzae RIB40 is the source of this 315-nucleotide messenger RNA. RefSeq lists its product as uncharacterized. NCBI's taxonomy places the organism in Eukaryota, Fungi, Ascomycota, Eurotiomycetes, Eurotiales, Aspergillaceae. Bases 1 to 315 code for a protein of 104 amino acids. The transcript has 2 exons. The record is from RefSeq and is a predicted model, not a curated record.